UGCAAGGCUGAAUUAAAAGGGGUGCGAGCAACUGAAACUUUACCGUGGAUAUAUUUAAACAAAACAAAGCUGUUUCGUAGUUUUAGGUGUUUACAUAAUGCUUGCUUUGCGGGCGGUCGUUUGCUUAGAAUGGGACAGAAGUUGCGAGCAAAGGUUUUGUAUGUAGCUGUCAUUAGUUGUUUAACAAUCAACUUCGCUGUCAAAUUGUAGCUUGGAUAUUCGACGUACAGUAGCUCGGUGUCAUUGUGAAGUCGUUUCACUGUGUCCUAGCACUGCGCAGAUGAGCUCCACAGCGGUUUGUUGGGUGACAAAUGACCAGUGGCGAUAGUAGUAAACAAGCCUUGCAGAAAAACACCGGAGGGGCAGAUCACUUCGUGUGGUUUGUGUUUCUGGUGUUUACACAGUUGGAACAUUUGAAUCGACUUUUUGUGUGAAUCGAAUUUUAAAAAUGUCUAAAACUCACCAGUCGGAUGUCUCUUCCUCUAGUUGAUAAAAAUGGGUGAGUUAGACAGGGAGGGGUAGUUUGAGAAAGACUUAAUGGCAGAUGGUGGCUUCAGCAGGUGUUCUGUUUUUUUUUUCUCCUUUUUUGGAAGGAGUAUUACACUGAGUUACAUCUAUGUAUUUGCAUAUAUGUUUGAUCAAAAUGGUGGCACUUCUAAUUCUGACCUUGCAGUGACCAAGUGACACUGUUGAGUUUCCUGGAACAACUAAAAAAUUACAAGUUAUGCAUUAAUCUUUUGCGUACAGAGGUAUAUAUGGAUUGAAUCCUGUAAUUCAUAAAAGCUGGAAUGGGGAUAAGGCAUAAAUAAAUGGACUUUUAAGAUUUUUUUCCCCAUAAUCCAUUUUCUACCCACUUUAUCCAGUAAAUUAGGAGGAGCCUAUCCCAGCAAGCUACAGGCACAAGGCUCGAUUCACCCUCGACGGGACGCCAGCAUAUCACAGGGCACUCAGACACAGACAUGUACCAGUCACGCCAGGGCCAAUUUUCCCAGAAGCCAGUCAACCUGUCUUUGGACUGUGGGAAGAAAGCAGAGCACCUAGGGGAAACCCACAUGAACAGGGGCAGAACCUAGAAGCUCCACGCAGUUAGCAGCCCAGGGAUCGAACCCAGGGCCCCAGCGUUGUGAGGCAGCGUUGCUAACCACCUCCUCCCUUUUUUCCAUUUUUAUAAACAAAGCUCGCUUAUUUCUGAUUCACUUCAAAUUAAAGUGAAGCUGCUGUCUGCUUAACCAGGAAACAGUUAACAUACAACAGUGAGGUAGAACGGUGAUGUUUGUGGUGACUUUCAGAGCACUUUUUGCCAGUCUAGAGUGCUUCAUGUGCUAUACGGUUUCCCCAGCACUGGACCACUUUGGGUAGCUAGACCUUAAAUACAAGGCUUAGUGAAAACUGCAGAACAGUAGGUUCAACUGGUAUCUACUGGUUAAUAGUACCUUCCAGUUCUGAAUGUGUCAGUGUAGAAAAGUUUAUUAAAGCAUCACUUUUAAAGAGAGAGUUUACAGCCUACUGGUAGUUAUUAAAUUAGCUGUAUAAAUUGACUGGUGAGUAGUGUAAACUGGUUCAGGCUGGUAAGUAUCAAUUAAGACUAAUUAGUAAUUUCUGCUGGAAGCAACAGCAUUCCUAUUAGGGACUGGGCCAAUUCCUGCUGUCUUUUCCAUCAUGGCAGAUUUAAAUACUGUCCAGUGUUAAGCGCUGUGGGGAGCUUGCCUUGUGACCUCCGCAGUGUCUCUCUUUCUGGUUACUGUGGAAUCACCGUUCAGGUUUGUCCUUUUCCAUGCCAUUUGAAAAGCAAGAAUUAUUUAGCCAUAGAUGCAUGUUCAGUGGUGAGAAUUGUUUGCUGUGUUGGACUUUUUGGAUUUUGUGCUGCAUUUUUACAGUUAAAAAAGGUUCGGUAUAACAUAUCUCAGAGCAUUUUGCAUGGAUCCAGUGAUGUGUGUCUUUAAGAAGAUGCUGCAGCAAAUAUUUCUGUGUGACUUUAAUAUAACUUUGGCUGUCAAAUUAUAGGUUAAUGUUAAGAUAUGGACAAACUAUAGGUAAUGUCAAAACCUUAUUUAUUGUCGUAGAAAAGUGUCUCAUUUGUCAGAUGUGGCUAUAAAGUAGGCCUGUUAUUAUGGUGCAUGAAAUUAGACAUCUGGAUUUGUAUUAUCUUGUAAUCUGAAGUGAUUUCUAUGUGUAUAUCCCCUUGGAAAGUAUUUCAACCUGUGUACCAUUGUUUCAUGUGCCCUGUACUAAUUUAUUUAAAUGUGCUUGAAAUUUUGAUCAAGGGGCUCCUAAUUAAUUCUUACAAUGCUUUUGAUUUAGUUGCUGGCAUUGAUGGAUUUGAUCUUGAGCACCUGUUAUGCACUUCAUUGAGAAUAUAUGGAUUUCUUAAUGUAAUUAAUGUCUCGUAAGGGACUCGUAAGUUGUGUGGCAUUGCUACUAAACGGAUAUCAAGGAUUUGUUAGGUCAGAUAAGCAUAGAACAGCUAAAAGAUUAUUCCUGUAAUAAUGUAUCCUUUAAAACCUGCGGCCAGCGCUAGCUGCAAAUUCAGGAGCCGUUAGGUUUCAGGCUGGGAGCGGCCUGCUGCGAGUUACUGAGUGAUGAAUGAACAGUGGACACAGUAAGUGCCUGCGGCGAAUGAGGAAAGAAAGGGCUGUGAUCACUCGGCUUCCUGUUCUGGGCUCCAGAAUGCACGUUAACAUGCACUGAUCAAGGCGACCUCUGCUAGUGCACGGUACUGCAGGGCCUUUCAGUCAGAGGCAGGACCACUGGAGCCCAUUGGUGAUUGUAAAUUAUUGAGCAGGUCUGCUGCCAGCUUGUAUUUAAAAAUGUCAUUACCUGAGCUGGUUUCAUUGCAGGGUUACUCUAAAGCUAUUGGCCUAUCCAGACGAGAUAGAAAGAAAUCCUCUGUGUUAAGUGUGCGAGUAGAAUUGUUUCGGGGUUUUUUGGCGUUUGUGAGUAAAGUCAUGUGCUUGACUUGAUUUUGAGAAGUCCUUCUCCGUUUUCCUGGCUUAAGAGCUCUUCCAGGGUCCGCAUGGCAGCACCGUCAGCGUUUAACUUUUGUGAGCAAAAAAAAAGCCGCAGUGCAAACUGGGGGAUUGUGGUGCUGCAGUAAGGUGGAAGUGGUUCCUGAAAGAGUACUGCCUGACGUGGGAAACGCUGCCGAACGCUUUCUUGUGAGAAGCUUGGACAGACGGAUGCAGCGAAGUGGGAUCAAAAACACCUGGCGGCUCCUAAUUGGAGCUGGCGGCUUUGGGAGCUGUUGGUGAUCUGCUUGUCUUGUCUUCAGUCUCCGUGCACACCUCUCCUUCAGCCUGAGCUUGAGUACAGCUGCACAGCCAAUAUAGGCUCCUCGUGCUUCUUUACAUAACACAAAAAAAUCCUCUCCGGGCGCGUUCCUCGCUUCUUCUCCUCUUCCCCCUCUCUGCUGCUGCAACAGAGGUUUCAGACAGCUUGUCCUGGCUUUGCGCGGCACAGCUGACUGGAAGAGAAGAAUGCAGUUUCCCAGCAGUGGUGCAGAGGGUCACCCCGUGCCUCUCGUUUAUUUCUGCUCACUUCCCUGUCCUACAACUUUUACGUUUGCUUGAAGGUGGGCUGGACUCCAGCACUGAGGCAGAGGUGGGGUGCGAGGUGCCGACUUUUCUCCUGGCUAACUCGUGGCCCAUCUGUGCUGCCUUUGGAGACGCGCAACUUGAAAGAAUUUUUGCUUUAACAGAAUUUAAGAUGCGCUGUUAAAGCCUCGCAAACGCGGAAGGUUUUUCCAGAGUUGUCGUAAUUCUCGACGCAACAAGGCACCAGCAUCAAGCGGUGUACGAACCGUUUCUAAACCUGUCUGAUUCCGAGAUUCGGCGUGCCGUUCGCACUGCCCACAGCAGCCUUGUGUGAAGUGUACAAAGAAAACCGUCAGACAGUAGAAUGCGCCUUGCGAAGGAGUCUGGCUGCUUGCCUGCUUACUUAGAGACAGGUUCUAUAACUGUCAUAGUGGGUAGAUUGAUAUGAAUCGCCAUGGUGACCAGCGUGUUCCACUCAGAACCCAUUUCUCCGGCUGGAGAGAAGCCCUUUGAGACCGUGCUGGUGAGCUGCUGCAGAGCUCCUGUACUGCUGACUAGUGCAAGAACAGACAGAUACAUGUUGGGCAGAGGCGUGAAACGCAAGCUGAGUGACUACGAGGAGAGCAUGGCCGCCGGGAUCCCGGGCGUCUCUGACUCUGGCUUCACCCUGCCCUACCUGCAGCAGCGGCAGCUGGUGCUCGACAUGUGCUUGAGCAAACUGCAGAGCUGCCACAGGAAGGUGGAGCCCAGCCUGCACCGCUCCGUCCUGCUGGCCAACACCCUGCGGCAGAUCCAGGAGGAGAUGCGCCAGGAGGGGGGCGACCCGCCGCUGACCCCCCAGUGCGGGGAGGGCGUCUGCAGCCCUGCCACGCCCAUGCACACCCCCGACCUGCCCCCCGUGCCGCCGGAAAGCCCGGGGGGCGGCAGCGUGACUGACGGCGGCGCGGCCCCACCUGCUCCCUCCCUCCCGCCGGAGGCCGCGAGCGAGCCGCUGGCCUGCCCCCGCUGCGCCAGCAGCGAAGAGGGGAUGUGCUUCGCCCCCUCGCCGGGCCCUCCCCCCUUCGCGGCCGAGGGAGACGCCAGGUCGCCCGACUCGCUCUUCAGCUGCUUCGAGAUCACCAACUCCACCAGCUACCUGACGGACCUGGCGUUCGACGAUAUCUUCGAGGACAUUGACACUUCCAUGUAUGAUUCGUCGGACUUCUCUUCCGUUCUGGCUUUCCCGGCGUCCUCCGCGGAAGACGGCCUCAAGUCAUUCCCCACCUGCAACUCCCCCUCUGCCAGCGGCAUUCAGAUCUGCAUUACGGACCUGAACGAUCUGGAUCACAUCAUGGAGAUCCUAGUGGGUUCCUGAAAAAGGCUUGGGAGUGGGAAUAAUACAUUUUUAUUACAGUAUAUUUAUAUUUUUCUACAAAUGACCUUAAGCUAUUUAUAAGUAAGAGACGUGAUGCACAUGAAAUGCACCUACAGUAGAUUAAUUGCACGUUUUAAAGCUUGUUUGGAAUUGGGUGCAAAGUUGAACUGAGCUGGAACACACAUACGACAACAACCUAGUGUUACUUCAGACAAGUAUAUUUAUUUUGUCAACGAAUGCAUUUUGUUCAAUUUCAUUGAAAAUGCAAAUGCAGCUGUGUGAAAUCAGUGGUUAAUUUGUGAGGCAAGAAAUAUCUUUUAGCUUUUUCAAAAAAGAAUGAUCUAUUUAUUUUUUUAAUCAAUUUUUAAUAUGUAUUUCUACAACAUGAUCGUGUCUUAUAUUCGAUUUUAAAUGGUUGUGUAUCAAAUUGACCUAGCACACACAAUGGAUAAGGCUAACACUACCUCUUCAGACUUAUCAAUCUGCAGUGAGUGCUGUUUGAUCUGAAACUCGAGAGCUUUCUCUUUAUACUGUACAAAAACCUAACAUUUUUCAUAACAGUUCAGUAUUUGCAAUGGCUGCAAAUUGGCAAUUGUCAAAGAUUCUUUUUAAAGCAGUUGUCCAUUGAAAAGCAGUAUUAAACAAAUGUUUUUUAUAUCAAGAUGAUUUUAUAGAAAACCCAGAAUAGUGAAUGAGGGAGAUUUAUAGUCUCUAUAGCAACCCAAAUAAGAUGUCUCAAAACAGUGCCUACUGGAGGAAAAAUAGACAGCUAUUGUUUAACCUUACACUGUGGAUUCACAAAUGCAUGCACUGGCUUGUAAAAGCUGCUGGUUUGCCUAAUUUUCUUUGAUCAUAUUGAUUGUGACUUUUUCCUGCAAAAAGCUGUUUUACUGACAUCGGCCGAGUGUUGAGACACUUUUGAUCCAUCUUCAAGCGACCUCCGCAAAGAUUUUUCCAACCCGCGUUAGUGAAUCAUGAAAGUAAUGUAAAGCAUUCUUAAGCACCACUGGUAUCCUACACUUUGCCAUAACCGGAAAUUUUAUUUUGCUGUCUUAUGCUUACCUAGCGCAGUUUGUGAUUUUGAAGACUUCCCAGUUGUAUAAGAUCUGUAGAGAGGGGCUUUCUAUUUAAAGUUUGUUUUAUUUCGUUGUCUGAUCACUUUUAUUUGUACUUUCCUGUGGUUCAGUAGACAGUCUCUUGACCCGUUCAUCUAGCUCACAGCCAACGGAGAACAGUGAAGCUUUCUAAUUAGAGCAUGAUUGUCACCCAAACUGACGGAUCUGUUAUUGGAAGCAGCAAACGUUUCCCCGUAUUCCCUGUACGUGGGCGCCACAUGUAUGUAUUUGUACGUGUUUUCAUGGGUGAACAGCUGGAGGCCAGAUUAUUUCCUCUGUUUUGUCAGGUGAGCUCAAAGGACAUCGGUGCCCACUGUUCACUGAGAUACAGUACAUGCAUGCGCACUACAUAAUCCUAAUAGCCAGCCGAUCUGCAGGCUGUUUGUGCUGAGGCAGGAGGGGGAGAGGGGAGAGGCAUUGCAGCGUCACGUGCAGAGCUGCUCGCUGAACAGGGAGGGGCUACAGCUGGUGCCUCUGCCUCACCUCUCCCUUUGCGAGGGGCUUCAUAUUUAAUAAGGCUCCUCCGGCAGCCGCCAGCUCCACCGUGGGAGGAGCGAGCUGUGCGCCCCUGUCUUUGUUAAACUCCAGACGGACGAGGGACGAAAACCGCUCUGAUCUGGCCCGACACUUUUAUAGCUUGAUAGAUCGCGGCAGUUCUGGUCUCUCAUUUAUUUCUGGCUUGAGAAAUAGUUCUCGGCGUUAUCAGAGCACUCUGCUGCCAGAUAUGUAGUGAGAACCAUUGGAGUCCCUGAUUUUAAUGUUCAAAAUUGAUAGCUAAGGGAAUAAUGUUACAAUGUUCACAUUUAAAUUAAAAGUACAGUCAUUUAGAAAGCUUUUAGACUCCACACACAUGGGCUGCAGUGUGGAGUGAAGCUGAUUACCAUGUGGGCGUUCUAAGGAUUCCUUGUCCCCGUUGUGGUUUCAGUCGCACAUGGCCAUAUUCCUCUGCCUCAGCCACUAACAUGGCUCUGGCUGUUAGAGCACAGAUUGUAGUUUACUGCUGAGUAGUACCCCUAGAAAAAAGCAGUCGUAACUGGAAAAAAGCAAAACUGAAUGUAUUGGCGUGGAACAAGCACUUUUAUCGGGCAUGUCCUUCAGCCUUGGUGUGAAUGGAGAUGCCAUUGUUUAAACACCUUAAGAGAGAAACUUCUACUCCAGAGCACUAUUCGCAUAACAGGCCCUCCAGUCACCUUGAAUUGAGCACAAAUCAUGUCGUUGUGUGUCAGUACUAUGUAUUUGUCCCCCUGAACAGGUUUAUUUUUUUCUUCUUUAGUUCUGGAAAUGUUUUCUCAGAUUUGCAGUCUGACUUCUUUUGCCGAGAAGUGGGUAAAUAGACUUGGCCACAGAAUUAGAUAUGGAAGUUUGUAAGCUUUGUAAGCUUUUUUGUAUAUGCUGUAUUUAAGUAAUUCCUGCGUGAUUAUAUAUAUAUAUUUAAUUUUUAUGAUCAUCACAAAAGAAGGAGCUAAUAUAUUACAUUUAUUUAAGAAUGGUAGCGGUCCACUCUCAUUGGUUUUGGCAGGUUGCACAAAAUGCCGGCGCCAUUAGUUCUGAAAAAACUUCCCACUCGCUUGUCAUCUUCUGUUGUUUUGUUGUAACUAUAUAGAAAUCAGUUUGUAUAUAUUUAAUUUGUUAUGGCUUAUGAUUUAUUUUACUUUUUAAUGUUAUUUAAUUGUCAAUUGUGGUGUUCUUUCAUGUAAAGCUGUGGAAUAUUCUAUGCUGUUGCUAUAGCAGCACGAAAUGGGAGAAAAGGGUUGUGAAAUGGGCAGUUUUCAGGCAUGUCUGGCAGUUUUUAAAAUCGUUGACUUCAGUAAGGGUCACAUUACAAAACCUUUGUAAAUUCUCUAAAUUGGCAUCUGCUUUUGUUAAAUUGAUAAAAAUGCUUUUAAAAAGAAAUCCCUUUUAAUAAAAUGGAGUCAGUGCUUCCAAAUUCGGUGUAAAUAGCUUUUGCUAAAAAUAUGGCACUGUUUAGAACAUGAGGAAUAUUGUCUUGUAUUUUAUUUACCAAACCAGUGUUCCCACGAGAUCUUCCACUUGUUUUCCGAAAGACCUGUCUGACUCUGUUGUGCCUGAAGAUUUUCACAGCCUUUUCUUUCUUGGCUUGCUCUCUCAGCUCCCUGGGCCUCUCUGAACCCGUGGCACUCUAUCGGUCUGGAUACCGAUGGCUAGGGGCUUCUCAGGGCUGGAUUUUCUUCUCUGGUCCUACCAUGUUUGUGCACUGCAUUUCACUGGUUUUACAGUCCUCCAAGCUUUUAACUUCAUUUUAAACUUCAAUUCAAUGUGUACACAUACCACAAUACAUCAGGGAGAGCGCAGAACACCCGAACCACAGUUUAAGAGCGUCAGAUUUCCGGUUGUCUCUUAAAGUAACACAUGAAAACAAAAAACAAGUUCCUUCUAAAACAGUUUCUAUGUUAGAAUGAGGUUGAUUAGCACACUGUAAGGCACUUCAAGUACUCAACUGUUGGUCCAGAGCAUUGUAGAGUAUCACUUUUAUACAUUUCCAGAAUGCUGUAAAAACUGACUGCUAAGAUUUCUUCACUCAUGUCCUAAGUGCAAUAUAAACUUGUUUAAUGCUAGGGAGCUGCCUCUGUGGCUUGUUACUUGCCAUCAUCUCUACUUCUCAGCACACUGUUAUUUACUGUGUCACACUAGAUGUAGGUGCUCCUUGAAAAUAAUAAAAGAAACAUGAUUGAUGUGGAUGUCUAACUACAUGCAUGAAUAUUUUUUUAAUUCUCUUCUUUUUCAAGUUUUUGGUUUUGUUCUCUAGUAAGUAGAGACCCUGAACUGUGUGUAUGUGUGUUCUGUACAUACUUUUACUUUUUAUCUGUCACCUUUAUAUCCUAUGCAAUACUAUUGUAGCAGGUCAGUAAAUCUAUAACUUAAAAAACA
Molecule: messenger RNA, 8888 nt
Organism: Lepisosteus oculatus (spotted gar)
Lineage: Eukaryota; Metazoa; Chordata; Actinopteri; Semionotiformes; Lepisosteidae
Product: SERTA domain-containing protein 2
Cellular component (GO): nucleus
Molecular function (GO): transcription regulator activity
Source: RefSeq, a predicted model, not a curated record